Doryrhamphus excisus (bluestripe pipefish) is the source of this 4046-nucleotide messenger RNA. RefSeq names its product ribosomal protein S6 kinase, polypeptide 3b (gene rps6ka3b). NCBI's taxonomy places the organism in Eukaryota, Metazoa, Chordata, Actinopteri, Syngnathiformes, Syngnathidae. Gene Ontology annotation, molecular function: protein serine/threonine kinase activity; ATP binding; magnesium ion binding. The record is from RefSeq and is a predicted model, not a curated record. Gene Ontology annotation, biological process: intracellular signal transduction; protein phosphorylation.
AAAAGCACAAGAUGUUGUCAUUUGCAUUUAGUUUUCAAUUAGUUUUCCGGCAGCGUGACGCAGCACGACAGGUAAGCCGACACCGGCCGCCAUAUUGGGAAGUCCCGGAAGUGAGGGAGGAGGGCAGGAGAGAGAGAGAGAGAGGGGGCGUCAGAUCGUCAACCGAUCGACUAAUGUUGCAUGUGGCUCUUUGAGCAUCUGGAAGAAAGAAAAAAAAAUCUCAUCCUCGUUGCCUUUUCUCAUGUUCGACCGCCCGGAGCAAGGGGCGGACUCGGCUCCACAGUACACCCGCAGAUAGCUCGCGUUCACUCGGCACCAGGAGCCAGCAAGCACCGCCAGACAGCCGGCGAAGAGACGCGGAACUAGCUGAACAUUUGUCAAAGAGGCCGGAAGAGAUUAACCGGCGACUGGAGUGCGAGUACCCGGGCGAGACGCGAGGAAUUGUACAGCCGGGAGGAAGAGCACAAGUCCAGCCAGAGUCCAACAACAAGAUGCCGCUGGCUCAGCUGGCCGAUCCCUGGCAGAAGAUGCCGCUGGGGGGAACCGCAGGAGAGGAUGCACACAACGACCUGGAGGACUCGGUGGGUGAGGACGACGCCGUGCCGCCCUGCGCUGAUGACGUUCCCAUCAAGGAGAUCAGCAUCACUCACCACGUGAAGGAGGGAUGCGAGAAGGCAGACCCUCGCCAAUUCGAGCUGCGCAAAGUCCUCGGACAAGGGUCCUUUGGGAAGGUGUUCCUGGUGAGGAAGAUCACGGGUCCCGACGCCGGACAACUCUACGCCAUGAAAGUCCUGAAAAAAGCUACCUUGAAAGUGCGUGACAGGGUCAGAACAAAGAUGGAACGUGACAUCCUGGUGGAGGUCAACCAUCCCUUUAUUGUCAAACUGCACUACGCGUUUCAGACGGAGGGCAAGCUCUACUUGAUCCUCGACUUCCUGAGAGGGGGUGACCUUUUCACACGCCUUUCCAAAGAGGUGAUGUUCACAGAAGAAGACGUGAAGUUCUACCUCGCAGAACUCGCUCUGGCUCUUGAUCACCUUCACGGCCUCGGCAUCAUUUACAGGGACCUGAAGCCUGAGAACAUCCUGCUGGAUGAGGAUGGACACAUCAAGUUGACAGACUUUGGCCUCAGCAAGGAGUCCAUCGACCACGAGAACAAGGCGUACUCCUUCUGUGGGACGGUGGAGUACAUGGCGCCGGAGGUGGUCAACCGGCGGGGACACACGCACAGCGCAGACUGGUGGUCGUACGGCGUCCUGAUGUUCGAGAUGCUGACGGGAACGCUGCCGUUUCAAGGCAAAGACCGUAAAGAGACGAUGACCAUGAUCCUCAAGGCCAAGCUGGGAAUGCCGCAGUUUUUAAGCUCCGAAGCCCAGAGUCUCCUCAGGAAUCUUUUUAAACGCAACCCCUCAAACAGAUUAGGAGCCGGCCCGGACGGCGUGGAGGAGAUCAAGAGGCAUCACUUCUUCAGCACCAUCGACUGGAAUAAACUCUUCCGCAGAGAGAUCCACCCGCCCUUUAAGCCUGCCGCGGGACGCCCCGACGACACGUUCUACUUCGACCCGGAGUUCACUGCAAAAACACCCCGAGAUUCUCCGGGGGUCCCGCCCAGCGCCAACGCCCAUCAGCUUUUCAGAGGAUUCAGUUUUGUGGCAAUAACAGAAGAGGAAACGACGCAACCCAUGCCCAAUGCCAUUGUUAAGCAGCUCCACAGAAGCACGUCGCAGUUUUCCGACACCUACGAAGUGAAAGAGGACAUCGGCGUGGGCUCGUACUCCAUCUGCAAGCGCUGCGUCCACAAGGGAACCGGCAUGGACUACGCCGUUAAGAUCAUCAACAAAGCCAAGCGAGACCCCACUGAGGAGGUGGAGAUCCUGCUGAGAUACGGCCAGCAUCCCAACAUCAUCACGCUCAAAGACGUCUACGACGACGGACGCUCCGUCUUCCUGGUGACGGAGCUGAUGAAAGGAGGAGAGCUCCUGGAUAAAAUUCUCCGUCAGAAGUUCUUCUCGGAGCGGGAAGCCAGCGCCGUUCUCUUCACCAUCACCAAGACGGUGGAGUACCUGCACGUGCAGGGGGUGGUCCACAGAGACCUGAAGCCCAGCAACAUCCUCUACGUGGACGAGAGCGGCAACGCCGAGUCCAUCAGGAUCUGCGACUUCGGCUUCGCCAAGCAGCUGAGAGCGGAGAACGGCUUACUCAUGACGCCGUGUUACACCGCCAACUUUGUCGCUCCGGAGGUUCUGAAGAAGCAGGGUUACGAUGCGGCCUGCGACAUCUGGAGUCUCGGUGUUCUUCUUUACACCAUGCUAACAGGCUUCACGCCGUUCGCCAACGGUCCUGAGGACACACCUGAGGAUAUUUUGGCUCGAAUCGGCAGCGGGAAGUUCUCACUCACGGGAGGAUACUGGAACUCUGUGUCUGCAGAGGCUAAGGACCUGGUGUCCAAGAUGCUGCACGUGGACCCCCACCAGCGGCUGACGGCGGGCCAGGUCCUCCGCCACCCGUGGGUGACCCACCGAGACCAGCUUCCGAAAUACACCCUCAACAGACAGGACGCCCCGCACCUCGUUAAGGGAGCGAUGGCCGCCACGUACUCGGCCCUCAACAGGAACGUCCCGCCGGUGCUGGAGCCGGUGGGCUGCUCCACUCUGGCCCAGCGAAGAGGUGUGAAGAAGAUCACUUCCACCGCUCUGUGACCUCAGCAACUUUUAACCACGCCCACUCCACCACUCCCCCGCCUCCCCCCCCACCUAAUACCAACUCUGACCUCGGUCCGGUCCGGAUGGACAGACUACUGAGAGAAUCUUGGAACCGCUAAUGCCAAAAAGGAGCACAGGGGCCCUCCUAACCGCCCUCCUGCACACCCACCGCCCCCACUUCUCCAACCACCCACCCACACCUUAUCGGACUCUUAUCGGGGCCUCGGCCGGGUUUUUGCUUUGGACAAUCAGGACAGGAAGUGAGCAUAAAGCGUGUACAUAAAACUGGGAAAUAAUGAUCAUAGAACACAAUAAUCCAACAUAAGCAUUUAAAGGAUGUUUUUAACGCCGUCGUCAUGGUUACGUGGACGCACAACUCCUCUCAAGACAUAGCAGGCGCACAAGAAGGGAAAGUCUCAUCUCAAAGGCAACGACUCGAGUUUUUUUUUAAGCUGUGACGCCGCCAAACUUUUCUCCUUUGCUGUUCUUGGCCAGCCGCCAUCUUCCGAUUGGACGUGGAAUUUGUCCUGUUUCCAUAUUUUAUUGACAGGUGUGACACGGUUGGAGGGUGGAGCUGAGAAAUGACGAUGCUGAAUGCAACCAUGAUGUCAUGCAUAUGCAAAUGAGAUAUUUCCCCAAUAUUAUUAAGCCCUUUAGCUUCUGGCCCUCCGUGUGAUUUAUGCAAGGACAAAUACAGUAGACUUUGAAGAACUAGACUAAAAAAGGUGCCACUUCGCUACCCUUCAGGUCCCGAAGUGAAAGACACAGGUAGAGGUCACCAAAUAAGACUUUAACUGCAAUUAUAAGGCUUCCAUAACGAUCUUUCCUUCCUCUUUGACGUUGCUACUGCUACAAAUAUAAAAACAUCUCAGGUUUUCAUUCGUCCAGCAGAAGACGACAUGACGAGCACAACCACGCAAGGCCGAGUGGGACCAAAGUGCCGUUCCGAAAACUCAUGAAUUGUGUUCUAGACUGCGGAUUCAUGAAAUUUCAUUAUUUGGUGUCAUUGGCGCCCCCUGUGGUGGCUGUUCGACAGUGCAAUUCUUACAAUGCCUGAACCGACGCACGUGCUCUCCCAGCCAGUAGGGAGCGGUGUUUCAAAUGCAGGUUGUCAUGAAUGUGUGAGACAGGAUGGGUCAUCUGUCGCCGUACAGUUCUGGGAACAAGGAAUGUAAAAAAAAAAAAGAAUAUUGUUUAUGUAAUUACAAAUGUCUUCUGUCAUCUUCCUCCUCUUCCUCGUUGAUGUGACCUGUCAGACGUGCUCAGCCCUGCUGCUGCAUCACCUCUUUUUUUUUUACCUGCAGGGAGACUUUCUAUGAAAAAAUAAAAAUAAUAAUAAGCUGA